AAGAUAGCCAGGGCUACUCAGAGAAACCCUGUCUUCAAAAACCAAAUAAACGAAUGAAUAAGCGCCAGAGUAUGUGUGAUGAUCAGAGAACUUGCUGGAGUCUGUUCUCUCUCUUCACCCAGUGGGGCGCUGGGAUUUUCAUGUCCACUGCUUCUGGUCUUGAAGGGCAGGGAGAAAGCCCGCUCCUUCUCCUGCUCCCUACGUGGGUGGUCUCUAGGAAGUGGAGUGCUGAGUGUUCCCAUGUGAUAGUGUCCGAAGUCCUCGACACACCUCUACAACCACUGAAGACUCUGUCUGAAACCUGCCUGGCAGUCCUUGGCAGAGGGUGUCACCCAGCCCGCGGCAGGCGGGGAGGAGCCUCAGAGGGGAGGUGUCGAGCCGCGCUUCCGGCGGGCAGCACUGGGGCUGUGUGGAGUCCCGCCUCGCCGCCCCUCGAGCGCCCCCAGCUUCGCUGCUGGCCGGAACCUGCACCCCAAACCAGGAAGCACCUGGCGGCGGGCGCGGGAUGGCUGGGUCCGGCUGGGGUCUCCCUCGGCUGGACGGUUUCAUCCUUACCGAGCGCCUGGGCAGUGGCACGUACGCCACGGUGUACAAGGCCUACGCCAAGAAGGCUACUCGGGAAGUGGUAGCCAUAAAAUGCGUGGCCAAGAAAAGUCUCAACAAGGCGUCAGUGGAAAACCUCCUGACUGAGAUUGAGAUCCUCAAGGGCAUUCGGCACCCCCAUAUCGUGCAGCUGAAAGACUUCCAGUGGGACAAUGACAAUAUCUACCUCAUCAUGGAGUUCUGUGCAGGGGGUGACCUGUCUCGCUUCAUCCAUACCCGCAGGAUCCUGCCUGAGAAGGUGGCCCGUGUUUUCAUGCAGCAGUUGGCUAGUGCCCUGCAGUUCCUGCAUGAACGAAACAUCUCUCACUUGGAUCUGAAGCCGCAGAACAUCCUGCUGAGUUCUUUGGAGAAGCCCCACCUGAAACUGGCAGACUUUGGCUUUGCCCAGCAUAUGUCCCCGUGGGAUGAGAAACAUGUGCUUCGCGGCUCCCCGCUCUACAUGGCUCCUGAGAUGGUGUGUCGGCGGCAGUAUGACGCGCGUGUGGACCUCUGGUCUGUGGGGGUCAUCCUGUACGAAGCCCUCUUUGGGCAGCCUCCCUUUGCCUCCAGAUCGUUCUCAGAGCUAGAAGAGAAGAUUCGCAGCAAUCGGGUUAUUGAGCUCCCUCUUCGGCCCCAACUCUCCCUAGACUGCCGGGACCUGUUGCAGCGACUUCUAGAGCGGGACCCCAGCCGUCGAAUCUCCUUUCAGGACUUCUUUGCCCACCCCUGGGUGGACCUGGAGCACAUGCCCAGUGGGGAGAGCCUGGCACAAGCAACAGCCCUUGUGGUGGAGGCUGUGAAGAAGGACCAGGAGGGGGACGCUGCUGCUGCCCUGUUGCUCUACUGCAAGGCCCUGGACUUCUUUGUACCUGCACUACACUACGAAGUGGAUGCCCAGAGGAAAGAAGCGAUUAAGGCGAAGGUGGGGCAGUAUGUGUCCAGGGCAGAGGAGCUCAAAGCCAUUGUCUCCUCCUCCAAUCAGGCCCUGCUAAGGCAGGGCACAACUGGCCAAGAGCUGCUACGAGAGAUGGCCCGUGACAAGCCACGCCUCCUAGCUGCCCUGGAAGUGGCCUCAGCUGCCAUGGCCAAGGAGGAGGAAGCUGGCAAAGAGCAGGAUGCCCUGGACCUGUACCAGCACAGCCUCGGGGAGCUGCUACUGCUGUUGGCAGCAGAAGCCCCAGGCCGAAGGCGGGAGCUCCUUCAUACUGAGGUUCAGAACCUCAUGGCUCGAGCUGAAUACCUGAAGGAGCAGAUCAAGAUCAGGGAAUCUCACUGGGAAGCAGAGAGUCUGGACAAAGAGGGGCUGUCGGAGUCUGUUCGUAGUUCUUGCACACUGCAGUGACUCCAGAACCUGUGCAUGGAACACGAACCUAGAGAGAAGCUUCGUACCAAGCCAGGUUGACGCCUGUGCACCUGGGACCACUGGAUGAGCACCUCCCACAUCCUAGUUCCCAGCAUUCCUCAGUGUUCUCCACCCUUGGGGCAUCUGGUGGCAGGUGUACUAAACUCUGGGAGAAUUACUUUAAUAUGACUUUGUCAUUAGGUGAUGGCUGACCUAAGCCUGUUAGCUUUAGGACACCAUCACCCUGUUGUUUUGUUCUGCAAAGAGGGCAUCAUAUCUCUUCAGGACACUUCAGUUCCUUCCCUACUACCAAGCAGCUGCUGUACCUGGGCCAACCCUUCCUGGGAACCUGUAUUCCAACCCUACUUUCUUCUUGCACUGGAAUGGGACACUCUGAUACCCUCAGGGACUACCUACCCUACAGUAUGCACUCAGCCCCGCAGACUCCAGUCUUCCUGGGAGCUCACAGCC
Molecule: messenger RNA, 2395 nt
Organism: Rattus rattus (black rat)
Lineage: Eukaryota; Metazoa; Chordata; Mammalia; Rodentia; Muridae
Gene: Ulk3
Product: unc-51 like kinase 3
Exons: 16
Coding region: 506-1924 (472 amino acids)
Biological process (GO): autophagy; peptidyl-serine phosphorylation; protein autophosphorylation
Cellular component (GO): cytoplasm; autophagosome
Molecular function (GO): ATP binding; protein serine/threonine kinase activity
Source: RefSeq, a predicted model, not a curated record